GACACUCUCUCACUGACUUUUACUCCAACCAGCCCAUGGCAAACUCUCACCAAAUGCCUCCGAAUCUUUGCCCAAUCAUCUUCCUUUUCUUCUUCGCCAUCUUGGUCCUGGCCUCAGGGGUCCGAGCCGUAGGCGUGAACUGGGGCACCGCCGCCUCGCACCCUCUCCCACCGCCCGAGGUGGUGGAGCUCUUGAAGUCCAAUAACAUCACCAAAGUGAAGCUCUUUGAUGCCGACCCACUUGUUCUCCAAGCGCUCUCCGGGUCCAACAUCGGCGUCAUUGUGGGCAUUCCAAAUAGUAUGCUCAGAAGCUUGAACUCUUCCAAAAAGGCUGCUGAGAGUUGGGUACACGAUAAUGUCACCCGCUACUUCUCCAAUGGAGGCAGUGGAGUUCGAAUUGAGUAUGUUGCUGUUGGAGAUGAGCCAUUUCUCCAAAGUUACGGUGAGCAGUUCCAUCCCUUUGUAAUUGGAGCAGCCACAAAAAUCCAGGAAGCUUUGAUCAGAGCAAACUUGGAAAGUAAAUUGAAGGUUGUAGUCCCUUGCAGUUACGAUACCUUCCAGUCAGAAUCCAGCCUGCCCUCAAAAGGACACUUCAGGUCUGACCUCAACAAAACCAUGAUCCAACUCCUCACAUUUCUUAGCAAGCAUAGCUCACCAUUCUUUGUGAGCAUCUCUCCAUUUAUAACUCUCCACCAAAACAAGAACAUUUCCCUCAACUUUUCUCUCUUCAAAGAAACUGCUCACCCUCAUAAUGACAGCCACAGAACAUACAAAAACAGCUUUGACUUGAGCUAUGAUACCGUAGUUAGUGCAUUAUCAACAGUAGGAUUUCCCAACAUGGAUAUUGUUGUGGCACAGAUUGGUUGGCCUACGGAUGGAGCAACCAAUGCGACCCCAUCCGUUGCAGAGACCUUCAUGAAAGGCCUGAUGAACCAUCUUCAUAGCAAAUUGGGUACCCCACUUAGGCCUCGGAAUCCACCAAUUGAAACAUACAUAUUUAGCCUUUUAGAUGAGGACCAAAGAAGCAUAACCGCUGGAAAUUUUGAGAGACAUUGGGGUAUUUUUACUUUUGAUGGCCAAGCCAAGUAUCCAGUUGAUUUUGGCUUGGGUUCAAAAAACCUUGUGAAUGCUCAAAAUGUGGAGUAUCUUCCAUCCAAGUGGUGCGUUGUGAACAAUAAUAAAGACUUGUCUAAUGCAACGGCACGUGCGUUAGAAGCAUGUUCGGUUGCUGAUUGCACAGCUCUCUCCCCUGGUGGGUCUUGUUCUAAUAUUAGCUGGCCCGGGAAUAUAUCAUAUGCGUUUAAUAGCUAUUAUCAGCAGCAUGAUCAAAGGGCAGACAGCUGUGAUUUUGGAAGUUUGGGUUUAAUCACAACUGUUGAUCCAUCGGUUGAUCAUUGCAGAUUUUCAGUUGAACUUCGCACUUCACAAUCAGAUUCACUUCAUGGGUCCUUUUUUUUCCACUGGACAACCUGGCUAAUAGCUACUUCAGUAUUUUUGCUCAGAUUUACAUAGUCACUAGAUAUCUGGGGGGAAUUUUUGCUGCUCUCUGUCUCCUCAGAUAUAAUGUUGUGGUCACUUGUCAUUGGACAAGGUUAUGCUUAUUCCUAAGAUUUCUUCUGUGACUUCAGGGUCCAUUCAUGUUUCCUGAUUGUUCAUCUCAAACUUUUGUGAUCGACAAAUUGUUCCUAGUUAGAAUGAGAUAGCUGUUUCUUGAAAUUUAGAAUCAUGGUCUUUGAUGAUUGGCCAUAGACAUGUCUCCUUUUUAUGCCAUUCAAACUGAAGCACGCAUUCAUGCUCUUCAAAACUAGUGGAACCCUGAUAUGACUAGUAGAUUAAGAACACAUUAUUGAAGGCAUUUAUAUGAUCACUGCAGAUGUAGUUGAAGAUGGCG
Corylus avellana is the source of this 1890-nucleotide messenger RNA. RefSeq names its product O-Glycosyl hydrolases family 17 protein. The record is from RefSeq and is a predicted model, not a curated record. Gene Ontology annotation, molecular function: hydrolase activity, hydrolyzing O-glycosyl compounds. Lineage: Eukaryota; Viridiplantae; Streptophyta; Magnoliopsida; Fagales; Betulaceae. Gene Ontology annotation, biological process: carbohydrate metabolic process.